Messenger RNA from Lycium ferocissimum, 2328 nucleotides. RefSeq names its product F-box protein At5g18160-like. Bases 946 to 2262 code for a protein of 438 amino acids. Lineage: Eukaryota; Viridiplantae; Streptophyta; Magnoliopsida; Solanales; Solanaceae. The transcript has a single exon. The record is from RefSeq and is a predicted model, not a curated record. Gene Ontology annotation, molecular function: protein binding.
AGCCAACCGAUAAGAUAUAGAUUUGUUUGGUAUUGAGUUAGCAAUUAUCGGGUGGUGUAUUGGUUAAUCAACAAGCUCUACCUUGAGCUCUUCGGAUAUUAAGAAUUAAAAAAUUAUUAGAUCUUCGGCUUCCUUCAGCCCCAACUUAGGCAUCUAGUUAAAGAAUUGCUAGCAAAACGAAAAGUGCUAUUUAUGCGCAACAGAGAGAGACAUAUGCGUACUUAAUUCAUGUGAUAUUAAACUAAAAACCGUCAAAAAUACAACAACAUACCCAGUGAAAUCCACAACGUGGGCACAAUCAUAAAAGAUAGCAAUAGAUUUAAUAACAAAUGCAUAAAAGUAUUAUUCUACUUACAAUGUUAAUGAACUUAAGUUAACAUUUAUGAUAAUGUAUAAUAAAAUCUAAGUUAUACUAGUAAAACACACCUACGAAAAAAAUAAAAUACUAUAUAUAAUGUAAAAAAGUAUUACGUAGAUGGGGAAUAAAAUAGUCAAGGACAAAAUAAACAUUGCAUAUAGGAGGGGGAAAUAAUAAUAAUUAAAAUAAAUAAAUAUUGGAGGACGUGGUUUGAGGGGAUUGUCAAUUGUUCAAAAAAAUUACCCUUUCUGUUUCUUUCCUUAAGUUGAUAGUGAAAGUAUAAAUAUGAUUAUUUUUUUAGUGCCAGCUAGUCUAAUCCAUAUUUACUGGGAGAAGUAAUGUCUUCCUAGUAUGCUGAGGUUUAAAUUUCUGGUUGGUUUAGGAAUAGAUUUAAUGUCUUUCAGUAGUUAUACCUGCUAAGCAAGACCAUAUAUAUAUAUAUAUACACACACUCUUCUAUAUAUUUUGAUAAAUACUAACCAAGACCAUAUUUAUCGCCAUAUAUAAUGCCUUCCUAGUCUGACAAGGUUUCAGUUUCUGCUUGGGUUAGGAAUCUAUCAGAGGGUUUGCUUCCAUUAAAAGGGGAGAUGACAAAGCACAUGCAUACGCAAGUCACAAAGAAGAUGAAUAAAAUUACUAUCAAGAAAGAAAUCCCUUCUGACAUCUUGAAAGAGAAGAAGAUGAUUAAAAUUACUAUCAAGAGAGAAAUCCCUUCUGACAUCUCGAAAAGGAAGAAGAUGAAGAAGAUUACCAGGUGCAGUUCAGUAAACGCUAAAGAAAUUCAUGCUGAUAUUGCGUUCGAAGUGCUAACUCGGCUACCCAUCAAGGCCUUGGACAGAUUUAAGUGUGUAUCGACAUCUUGGUCUUCAAUGAUCCGUCAACCUGAAUUCAUGAAAGCUCAUAGGCCUUGCGGUGGUAUACUCAUCCAUCUUUUGCCCGACUAUUCUCGCUUGAAGGGCCUCUAUUACGCGUCCCUAAAUGGGAAGAAUGAAGUGUUCGUUCAUCGAGUGCGUUUGCCUUAUUUUGGUUAUAAGGAUAUUACUCCCGUUAUAAAUGGCCUUGCUUGCCUUCACACGGGUCAUCAAGUUUCACUUUUUAAUAUAUCUACUCUUGAACUUAUGGAGCUUCCCUCCUCAAGUUUACGCGGUGAAGGGCUUAGUGUUUGGUAUGCUCUCGGUUUUGAUACUGUGGAUAAUCUGUACAAAUUGCUUAAAGUGAGUAGUACAGUUGCCAAUCGACUAGUCUACGAGAUCCUCACUCUUGAGACAAGUUCAAUAUCGGCAUGGAGAUGGAGAGAGAUCGCUCAGGAAGGUUUGCCUUGGUUUUCCACUGUUACUGAUCAAAGUUACUUUGUGAAUGGUAUAAUCUAUUGCAAGUUUAGAACUCCGAACUUCCACGAUAAUGGGAAAGAAUAUCUUCUCGCCUUUGAUGUCCACCAAGAGCAUUUCACAAUUUUCAACCUGCCACGCGUGCCCUCACAUAUACUCUCAAUAUUUGAGCAAAGUUUCAGUGUAUUUGGUCAAUUUGAAGGGUGCCUAGCCGUAGCACGUUUUAAGAAGACACAGUUUGAGACGGUUUUGGAACUUUGGGCGUUAGAAGAUCAUCAAAACUCCAUAUGGAGCAAGCACAAUAUAGACUUGCCUGAUGAGCUCCUUAGAUGCUUUUAUAAGGUCAAGCCUAUUGGGAAUCUUUCUUCCGGUGAGUUAUUGCUUUGCGGUUCAAGUGACUCGCACCAAAAGAACCCGUUUUAUGUUUAUGAUCCCGUCAACAAGAAAUUUACAAAAUUGAUGGUUGAGCUUCCCAACUCACUAUGCUCGAUGGGACUAUGUAGUAAUCACAUAACUUGUCUUAUGGAGAAGAUAACCCCACUGAAUGAUUUAGUCGGGUUGAGAAAGAAUGUUUAAUUUUUACUUAUUGUGGAGAUGUCUGAUGGCUUUAUACACUGAAGUCUAAUGUUCUUUCGUAUCUUU